AUGACCCAGGCUAUUUGCGAGCUGGGAACAGAACACGGCUACACACUUUUUAUUAUUUCCGAAACAGGAAGGACACAAACCGAUUUCUUCUUGGCCAGGAUCGAUGACAGCGAUGGGGAGUUUCUCUUGAUAGAAGCAGCGGAUUUUCUCCCAAAGUGGCUGAAUCCUGAGAACAGUGACAACAGGGUGUUCUUUUACAAAGGAGAACUGCACAUCAUUCCGCUGUCAGAGGCUCACGAGCAGGUCUCUGCUGCUAGUCCAACAAUCUCGCAGGCGUUAGCGCUGUUAUCGGCCCGUUCAGCGGAGUUCCUGGCUGCAGAACCCAUCAGAACAGCAGUGUAUAAACGCAUCAGUGGGUAUCCUGAGAAAAUUCAGGCCUCGUUCCACCGAGCCCACUGCUACCUUCCAGCAGGUAUUGUGGCAGUGCUGAGGCAGCGCCCUUCAUUGGUGGCUGCAGCAGUCCAGGCCUUUUACCUGCGAGAUCCUGUAGAUUUACGAGCAUGUCGCUCUUUUCAAACUUUCCCUCCAGACGAGCGUGUGAUGACUGUAGUUACUUUCACAAAGUGUUUGUAUGCACAACUGGUGCAGCAGAAGUUUCUUCCGGACAGACGCAGUGGAUACACACUACCCCUCCCAUCUCACCCACAAUACAAAGCCUAUGAACUGGGCAUGAAACUGGCUCAUGGCUUUGAAAUUUUGUGCUCCAAGUGCAGUGAAGUAUCUCCUGAUUCCAAGAGAAAUGUGUUACGCAGUCCCCUGUGGGAGAGAUUCCUCAGCAGCCUGAAGGAAAAGCAUUAUUUUAAGGGAGAAAUGGAGGGAUCUGCUAAGUAUAUGGAACUGUUGCAUAUGGCAGAAGAUUACUUCGAGCAAUCUGUUGCCAAGCCAGAAAGCUCUGUUGAAUUGAGCCCAGGUGAUGAAAUCUUGACAUUGCUACAGACAACCACCAUUGAUUUGAAGGAAUUUGAGAGAGAAGCAGCUUGUCUUCCUCCAGAGGAUGAUGACAGUUGGCUGGAGAUUACACCAGAUGAUCUAGAUCAGAUGCUGAAGGAGGCAAGAAGUGAGUCCCUUCCUGCCUCAGAUGAGGAAGAGCAGAAAUAUGACUUGGAAGCAGUUGCUGAAAGUGUGAAGGCUUUUGUAUCCAAAGUCUCAACGCAUGAAGGAGCAGAAAUGCCAUGGUCACCUGAUGAAUCCCCUGUUACCUUUGAUGUAGAUUCUUUUACAAAAGCGUUAGACAGAAUUUUAGGGGCAGACUCGGAAGAGCUGGAUUCUGAUGAUUUGGAUGAAGAGGAGGAGUUUGAUUUCUCAGAUGAGGAUGAUGAUGACUUAGAUGCCGAAAAUCAAAGGCAAGAUCAGAAGCUAUCGCCUAAUGAGCUUAUAGGCAGUCUCAAGUCCUAUAUGAAUGAGAUGGACCGUGAACUGGCACAUACCAAUGUUGGUAAAAGUUUCACCACCCAAAAGAAAGGGGCAAGUUCUGUUAAUGCAAAUACGUCUCAAAAUGCUGGCCCUAAUUCUGGAGCUGAAGAUACUGAGCUAACACCAGUUGAUGUGGAUAUGAACCUAGUAGCUAACCUGCUUGAAUCCUAUAGUGCUCAGUCUGGACUGGCAGGACCCACCUCUAACAUUUUACAGAGCAUGGGAGUGUAUUUACCUGAAAAUGCAGAUCAUAUUGGCUCUAAUAAGGGAGCAACAGAAUAA
Molecule: messenger RNA, 1695 nt
Organism: Opisthocomus hoazin
Lineage: Eukaryota; Metazoa; Chordata; Aves; Opisthocomiformes; Opisthocomidae
Source: RefSeq, a predicted model, not a curated record